This is a messenger RNA of Bradysia coprophila, 1313 nucleotides long. RefSeq names its product plasminogen receptor (KT). The record is from RefSeq and is a predicted model, not a curated record. Gene Ontology annotation, cellular component: plasma membrane. Lineage: Eukaryota; Metazoa; Arthropoda; Insecta; Diptera; Sciaridae. Gene Ontology annotation, biological process: positive regulation of plasminogen activation.
CAACCAAAACAAUUCAAAGAGAGGCGAGGAAGGUCACACAUAGUAAAGUUCUACACGAAAAAAAAAAAAAAAUUACGAAACCGCAUCUCAUUUUCUGUCUUUGUUAGCACAAGUUCGUAUAAUUUGUUUGGGUGUCUUCGGUCGACGUUCUUUGCUUUGCAAAGUAUAUUUGUUAUCUUUUCUAAAUUCCGUUCGUUACAUAGAUGAAAGUUUUAGAUAAAGAAAAAAAUAAACAUUCGCCAACAUUGAUUUCGAUUCGAAUUUUAUCGUGUAGUGUAAAGUUCACCAUUUAAAGUGGAAUCUAAAGAAAACAAAAAUUUACAAAUUCGGUGGAAUACCAGAAAUAUAAAAUCGAUAAAUUUAAUUUCGUGAGUGAAGCUUUUCAAUUCGAUUGCCUCAUCGAAUUUUUGUGUGAAUUUGUUAAGUAAAUAAACUACAGCAGAAAUGGGUGGCUCGUCGUCACAUUCAGUCAGCCAAACUAUUAAGAAAAAUCAGGAGUACAUUUCGGAAAUGAAUAAGAUAAAGAUGGAUCGUUGGAUCCAAAUGCAUUAUCAAAUCAAAGAAAGAGAAUUAGCUCUGGAAAUAUCAAGAUCGAGGGAAUUGUUCUUUUGGUUGGGCUCAUUUUACACAGUCACUUUGGCGGGCAUCGUUUCUAGAUAUAGAACGACGCGACGAAGUGGGGUGCUGGCACCAGUAGUUCCGCUGACUUUCGUUUUGGCUUAUUACGCUGAUCUAGCUUAUGGAAGUAAAGUUCAUAGGAUAAGAGCUGAGGCAGAGAUGAUAAUGCAACGUGAACGCGACUUAUUGGAAUGGCCUCGAGGACUGCCGACAGUUUCUAGUAUCGACCAGGCCAGAACGAUAACGGAAAUGGAAAAGAAAUUACAUCCGCAUGAGAACUGAAACGAUUAAAGCCAAGAAUUGUUUUUGUAAAAAUGUUCAAUGGUUCCGUUAUCUUUCCGUCGUUAAUCCGGGAACGAUUUAUUGAACUGGAGAAUAGGAUUUUUUUAAAUUAGGUUUUUGUUGUGUAUUUUCGAGCUGGUGAUGAAAGUUUUAUCCAACAAAUUUUUGAGAAUUACUAUAAAUUGGAUUCAAAAUCAACGAGGUGAGGUGCGUGAUCGAAUUGCGGAUCGAUGUUCUUAUGAUAGUGGUAAAAAGUGCCUCAUUUUAUUUGUGUUGUACUGUUGUACACGGAAAUUCACUUUAGUUAAAUGAAUAUGGAACAGUAUUAUGGUCCGUCACUGAUCUAGUUAGAAGUAGAGUAUUUAAUUUAUAAAAAGCAACCGGCACGGCGAUACUUAAUACUCUUUUGAUAU